Messenger RNA from Scylla paramamosain (green mud crab), 3389 nucleotides. Its product is annotated as ankyrin repeat domain-containing protein 35-like. The transcript has 18 exons. Gene Ontology annotation, molecular function: protein binding; cysteine-type deubiquitinase activity. The coding region runs from base 530 to 2539 and encodes 669 amino acids. The record is from RefSeq and is a predicted model, not a curated record. Gene Ontology annotation, biological process: protein deubiquitination. NCBI's taxonomy places the organism in Eukaryota, Metazoa, Arthropoda, Malacostraca, Decapoda, Portunidae.
AGACGAUUCAGUAAAUUCAUAUAAGCAUAUCCAUCGUGAAAUGUUAAAAGCAGGAUCGUCGCCCAAAAGACAAAGCAAGAACAAUUAACAGAUACGCACAUACAACACAACCUCAUGAUGUCCAGAGUUCAGCAAUCAUUGAUGCGAAAAUGAAGUGGCUAUGAUCUUUGCAUACUGAUUUCACUGGCCAGUGUGAAUUGUCAAGGUAACUUUACCAUACCAACAGGAGAAAGCGUGGAUGUCAGAAUAGGCCCUGCAAUAGGGUCAAAAAUCCAUCCAAGUGAAAUUAUCCACGGAAUCUUGUCUCACUUGAGCGAAGGCCAUCAGUUGCUGGAGCCAGAGAAAAGUAACCCCCUCACCACAGCCACACAGGAAGAGCCAGCCAAUAACAGCUCGUGCUAUACGGUGUGUGGAGAGGGGGGAUGGAGCAGGUGUGGAGGCUGCGAUUCAAGCUGGAGCAUCAGUGGACAGGGUGGAGAGAGGUGGAUGGGCAGCUCUACAUCAUGCUGUAGCAAGUGGCAACAGUGAAAUGGUUCACCUUUUGCUGGCCUACUCUGCCAAUCCUGAUAUCAGGAGCAUGGCUCAGGGAGAGGAGGGAGCAACAGCCCUCCACCUGGCAGCCUGUACUGGCAACACCGCUGUCUUGAAGCUCUUGCUGGACAGUGGGGCAGACACAGAGGCAGUCGACCAGCGAGGCAAGACAGCUGUACACUGGGCAGCUCUACAAGGAAGAAUGGAAUCCCUGAAGAUCUUGCAAGAGAGCAACUGUAACCUAAUGGCACAGGUUAGCGGCCGGGGCACAGCACUCCAUUAUGCAGCUGCAUUCGGUGAUAUGGAGGUGGUGGAGUGGUUGGUAGAGCAAGGUGUAGACAUUUCAGGCAAGGAUAAAAAUGGACGGCUAGCAAAAGAUGUGGCCAAGAAGAAUGGUCACAUGCAUGUCCACCACCUCCUGAAGGAGCUGGCAAAGAGACAGCUAAGGAUUAGUAGGACCAGGAAACAGGAUCUUCCUGAUCAUGCAAGCAUACCUGUGCCCAACCCUCGACGAAGGACUCUCCGUGAUAAAAAAGUGCCAAGGCAAGAGUCCACAGUUAUGGAGGCAACCAGGAGCUCUCCCCAAAGAUCAGAGUCUCCCAUCACCUUCAAGAAGAAAGGAUGGAUGAUUCGCUCCUUGUCAGUUGGGAAUAAGAGUGGACUAAGACUCCAACUAGAAGAGAUGAAGUGGGAAAUGGCAGAAAUGGAGAAAGCUUUAAGAGCCAAAGAUGUCCAAAUUGCCCGUCUUCAGAGGGACAUAUUUACUACUGAGCUUGAAAAGGUGAGAUUGGAGGAGCAGAUGAAGGAGGUGAGAACACAUUCAGGACAAUGGCAUGAGUUAACUGAAGAGCAGCAGCAUUCAUAUCAGAAGGGGCCAUCUGACUCUGUCCACACCAGCUUGGAGACACAGCUACAGGAUAGAACCACUCUUCUACUUGAGUUGCAAGAGGUCAAAGCAAAGUUAGAAGAAGAAGAGCAUGCCAGAGCCAGUGAGAAGUAUGCUAAUGAGCUCAAGAUAGCAUCCCUCACCUCAGAGCUGGAUGAAGCUACACAGAAGCUAAAGAAAUAUGGAAUUCGUCAGAAGAAACUUCUUGGUAAAAGCAAAACAUUUGAAGUGGACCUUAUGGCUGCAGGAGUACCAUCUGGCCUCCCUGACCAGGGGGAUGCCGGUAUAAUGAACUCCAUUGUUCAAUGCCUCUAUAGCAUUGUCAUCUUUCGUGAUUACCUCACCAGUGAUGACUACAGACGGGAUGUUGUGUCACAGGAUGAGACGGUGGAGGCACUGGCUGGGGUGUUUAAAGCAUUGAAGGCUGGUGUGCAACCAGAGAUCCUUACCAAGAUGCACCACCUUAAGGGAGUUGUCAGGAGGCUGGAAAAGGCAUCCCAUGAUGGUCAUUUACAUGAUGCUCAUGAUCUACUGACCAGACUUUUGCCUUAUCUCCACCACAACAUUCGUCUAAAUGACAGGACCUCAUUGGUGUCACAGUUGUUCCUUGGGUCCCAGGAGCACAGGAUCACAUGUCGCUGGACAGGAAAGGAUGUAUCUCUUACAGCUGAAGACUUUUUUACCAUUCAUCUUGAUGUAACUGUAGAGAAAGAAACAUCUCUCCAGAACUUGUUGGCAGACCACUACCAGCCUCUAAAUACUGAGCAUGACUGUCCUCACUGCCUCAGGACUCACCAGUGUCGCAAACAGAUCAGUGUCACCUGCCUCCCUUCUGUCCUGAUUAUUCAUCUUGCCAGAAAAGGCAAGAGUGCCAAUGUCACCUUCCCUCCCUCCCGCUUCAUGUUACAUGAUAUCCUCAGAUGUGACAGUCCCUCAUAUGAGUUGUUUGGAGUUGUGAGUCUGCAGAAAGGCAACUCCCCUCAGUACAAAGCUUUCUGCAGGAAUCUACUAAACUCUAUGUGGUAUCUCUGCAGUGAUGAGAAAGUGCGUGUUGUCAAUAUUCAGAAUGUCUUGGAUCAACCCAAUGCACACAUUCUUUUAUAUUCUGCUGAGGUUGUUUAGUAGGUAAGAAAAAUUAAUCAUCUUUGAUGGAUUCAAAGAUAAUUGCCCUACAAAUAAUGUAAUGUUCUAUUUUAUAAAUGCAAAUGCACAUAUGAGAAGUCUCAUUUCUUUCAUGUUCCAGAACCAAGAUAUUGUAUUUUAAGAUUUGGAAAAAAAUCUUGAACAUUUUUAAUCUUGAAUAAGGGACUGUCAACAAACUAAUAAAAUGACAAGACUGGCAAAACCAUAAAAUGUAUUUGUUAGAGUCCCUUCAUAGUGCAAUUUGACUAUGGUCAACAAUAAUUCCAUGAAUUUCUUCAUGGUGUGGAUUAACUAGGUGAGCCAAUAGAAUAAGAUGGCUGACUGGUGAAAAAGUAACAAUUGACUUGGAAAAAUACAGCUAUAAUACCCAUUUUUUAGUGUAUAAAAAUCAUAAAACUUACAGAUUCUGGAAGUGCAUUGCAGUUUUCUAAAGGAAUAUUUUAUUACUUCCCAUUGUUGAGAGUAGUCAUGCAUUUGUGGAUUCCCAUUAAAUAUGAACAUGGUGCUAGUGUUGUAAUAAGUUCCCACAUACAUGUACAUGUUACAUGUGUCUGAUAAGAUCUCAGAGCUCUGAUAUCUACAUAUCUCGUGAUUUUUGUCAUGACCAAAAUUACAUUCUUCUUGUAAUUUGUCAUUAUAAUUAUGUCCUUUGAGGUCAAUAGUAAGUGUACAGUAAGUGCUUAUAUACAUAUAUUUUUGUAUUUCAAUUUCCAUGUAAAAGAAUUGCCUAUCUUCUAAAAGUUAUAUAGGUACCUUAAACUUUAUUUCAUUUUAUAUAGUUGAUCAAUUGUGUGUACGUAUAGCUAAGAAAUAAAUCUAGAAAUACUAA